CAUAGCACAGCUUUACUCAGGGUGCUUUAUUUUGAAAGUCCGCGGCGGGACGUCUCGAGGCGAUUGUCGGUACUUGACAGCCGGCGAGCCUUUGAAAGUCUUGAGUCUGACUUCGGUCCAGGAGACCCAUGUCCGCCGUCAUAGGCGAGCCCUCCUCACCUCGGCUCCGAUUUUUUUUAAAAAAACGAAUUCUCCAUGAAAUAGCAGCGACGCGCGGGCCUCAAGGAUGGCCAACUCGGGUGCCGUUCAGGUCAAACUAGAACUUGGUCACCGUGCACAGGUCCGGAAGAAACCCACGGUGGAAGGCUUCACCCACGACUGGAUGGUGUUCGUCCGAGGGCCGGAGCACAGCAACAUCCAGCACUUUGUGGAGAAAGUGGUUUUUCACCUGCAUGAAAGCUUCCCUAAGCCAAAAAGAGUGUGCAAGGAUCCACCGUACAAAGUGGAGGAGUCUGGGUAUGCAGGCUUCAUCUUGCCUAUUGAAGUUUACUUCAAAAACAAGGAAGAACCGAAGAAAGUUCGCUUUGACUACGACCUGUUCCUCCACCUUGACGGCCACCCGCCUGUCAAUCAUCUCCGCUGCGAGAAGCUUACCUUCAACAACCCAACGGAGGAGUUUCGUAGAAAGCUGCUGAAAGCCGGAGGGCAACGGGAUCCUCACAAACGAAGUUCAGAAGACUCAAAAGUGAUGGUAAUGCAGGAGGGCUCAACCUCCCUGUUCGGCCAGCACCUGAAGCUGCCUACUCUUCCCAAUAGCUCGCUGACAUCGACCUUCUCCGACCCAAAGAAGAGUAAAAGCUUCCUCAGUUCGAAGGAUGGCUCCAAAGGAAGUGGAACUACCCUUCUCACCACUGCCACAACCACCAGCACCAACACCAACAGCUUUUCCAAACCCUACAAACCAUCCAAGGACCACAAAGACAAGCCUCCAAAAGACUUGAAAGAUCCCAAAAGUGCCUUCAGAGACUCUGUCUGGGAACCCAGCAAAGCCCCCAAAGAACCUACCAAGAAACCCAAAGAGAACCAGCCCCUUAGGGAUAUAAAUCCUAAGAUGGGCUUCAAAGAACCCAAGUCUUUGUCCAAGGAGCAUCGGACUGAGGGUAUCACCCAUGGGUCAGUGAUAAACAAGCGUUUAUCCACCCCUGAUGGUGACGAUCCUCUUGCCAAAAAACGUAAAAAGGGAUUUGUGGAUUCUUCUGGGAAGCUAAUGUCGGGUUCAGAUGCUCAACAUUCAGAAAAGAAACUAUUGAAAGAUAGAUCACAAGUGCGAACAAGUAAAUUACGACCCGAAGGUGAUGGGACUGAGCGCAAGAAGGUGUCAACGCUUCCUCCAUUCCAGGAACUGGUGGACCCCAAUGACUCUGAUAUGGAGGACCAGUCCAACAUAUCAGAUUCCGAACAGCCCAGUCCAGCCAGUUCCAGCUCCAGUUCAGGCUUUGCUCCCACCCACCACAAACGACAAGUGGUGGACUUCAUCAUCAGGAAAAGGCUGGCUAUUCCUGCCACCACCCACACAGUGCUGGGCCCGCUGCAGUCAGUGAUGCAGGAUCUGCACUCCGACGACAACGACGAGGAUUCAGAGGACGAUGACGACAACGACAUGGACUCUGACAUGGAGCGGCUGGCGCACACACACCACACACACCACCAACGCAGGGUCAGUCUAAGUGACGGCAGUGAGAGUGACAGCUCCUCACCCCCCUCCCGCAAUGAGGCCACACCCCUAUUGAAGACUACUAAUAACCAGAUCCUGGAAGUGAAGAGUCCCACCAAGCAGAGCAAACAGGACAAGAACAAAAACCUUGAUUGUGACAAGGCUUACCUGGAUGAGCUGGUGGAGCUGCACAAAAGACUGAUGACACUAAGAGAAGGUCAUAUACUGCAACAGAAGUACAGUAAGGAAACUCCAGAGUUACCUGGAAACCUCCGGCCUGUCCUGAGGCCCCGAGCAGCUGGCUGUUGGAUCUCUGACUUCUCUCGAAUGAACUCUUUGGACGCAAUGCAAAAGCCCCCACUGUGGCCGGGUCCAGUUGCUGUGCGUGUCCAGCCUGCUGGUUGGACUGGGCUCUCUGAAUGAAGAGGCCGUCCGGCUGCAAAGACCAGAGCCCGGUGUCAGGGGGAUGAGCCCUGUCGAUCAGGAGAUCACCCGGAAAGCCUUGAAAAUUUCACUUGAUCUAAAAGAAAAGAAAAAUGGUGAGGAGUGGCGACAGUGUUGCUCUUAAUGAAUGUGCAUAUUGUUACCAUGUAUGUUUCUUGAUUCGUUGUACAUUGUGACUAAUGCAUGGUCAACAUUGCCUUACAAAAAUCGUAAGUCUUAUUUAUUGAAUUUAAUUUGUGUGCGUGCGCGUGUGUGCGUGUGUGUGUAUUUGUAAUGGGGAAAAAAGAGAAGAAAAGCAGCAGAAUGAGACUUUGUUAAAGCACUUCAGAACCGGCCUGUCUUUGACUCUGUGUGACAGUUGAGCAUCACUACAGCAUUCAAUGUGUCACUGACUUGAAUUACAAUCAAAUCUGACUGGUGCAUAUCAACAGGAACAAAAAACUGCCACACCGAAAGAGCUUUUUAUUUUCAAUAAAAAACAAUCUGCAAUUUACAUAAAAACGCCAAAAAUCUUUCAGAAAACCCCGACAGAAACAUAGUGGGAGUGGUUUGGAAACAAUUACUGCAUAUUUUUUUUGUCAAAGUAAAUAAAGCUCGGAUUGGAUCGGGCUUUAACCCGAUCCUGUCAUUCCCCAUCCUUUGAAGACAAAAAUUGUAAGCAAACACCACAAAGGACAGAGCAGCACGCUGUCAGACGAUCUUGCAUACUGAGGCGUGUUCAAAAACAUGACAUAAAACUACUACACAGACGCUUUAAAUUCCCUUUUCCCAUUUCUUUUGUUUUUCCCUCUCGGAGAAGCAUUUUGUUCAAAGAUGUAUUUCUGUCACAGAAGUUCCUGUUGACACGACUUGCACACCGAUGUUUGUCUGCAAUCAUUCCGCAUGCAUAAAAAAUUAAAAAAUACAAACGCACUCGGCAUUUUAACACACCGCACGUCUUUCCAUUCCAAGUGCAGCAUCAUGUGGCAGUUUUUUGAUUCCCAUAUUCGACACUCUAUAGGUUGAGACGCGAGUGGCUUCAUGGACGUUGUGCUGCAGCAGGUCCUGCAUCAUGGGCUGCAACUUUAAAAAAGCUUUGUUGUUUGGAAUGGAACAUGCCAAAAGUGUAGUUUAUAGAUUCAAUUGGUUUAGGAUACUACUUCUGUUUUUCUACAGAAUAUGAUUUAAAUGAAUGAGGAUCUCUUUGCCAUUGGGGGGGGGGGGGUGGAUUUGUAGAACAGACCCAAGCCCCAUAGCAAGGAAAGGGAGAACGAACUCCCCUCAUGAUGUCCGGCGAGUAAAGGAGCAACUCCCGUGUUCUGCAUUUCAAGUGUUGAAUGAAAUGUUUUGGGUAAAUCGAAUGGAAUUUUUCUGACCGACAGGUAUUGGUACGGGUGUAAGAAGAAAAAAAUCUGAUCUUUAAUUUAUUUUGUGGGAGUUGGAUUUGUUAAAUCAAAGCGCAGCGUUCAUUUUCUGAAGAGAAAGCCUUUGUUUGAUUUAUUACAGAGGAUAAACUGUGUCGGUCCUUUCCAAAUGACCUUAAAGGGUUUUUUUUCUUGCCCUGUGUUCAGUCUAACGGCUUCUUGUGUAUUUUGAGGACAUACAAUAAAUAUUCUGUAUGAUGUACAGAUGAGUUAUUAA
Messenger RNA from Scophthalmus maximus (turbot), 3718 nucleotides. RefSeq names its product MLLT3 super elongation complex subunit (gene mllt3). Lineage: Eukaryota; Metazoa; Chordata; Actinopteri; Pleuronectiformes; Scophthalmidae. Gene Ontology annotation, cellular component: super elongation complex. The record is from RefSeq and is a predicted model, not a curated record. Bases 227 to 2077 code for a protein of 616 amino acids. The transcript is spliced from 14 exons. Gene Ontology annotation, biological process: regulation of DNA-templated transcription.